ACCACCGUUUCGUCCUGCGAUGCCCGAACCAUCAACUACAUCACCCAUACCCUCCCGCAGUCCUGUCUGACGAGCUCCUGGUCGAGCGCAACCGCCUCGGCAGCCAAUGCGACCGCCGAUACUCCGUCCAACGUGACCAGCAGCGAUGCGCCGCAGUCCUCCAGCGCAGACGCCGAGUCCCAAUCGCCCACCCCCGCCGCCACCGCCGAGGGCGAAAAAGAUGCCGCAGGCGAGGAACCAUCAAAACCCUUCAUGUCCUUUGAGGACUGGAAGGAGAUGAUGCUUCGGAAGACAGGUCAGGACCCCCAGGACCUGCGAUCUCGAAACAACCAGCCUCGUCGCGCAGAGGACAGGAUACCCCCGGACAUGGGCCACGCCGGCCUCGGCGAGGAGGACGAGAUAUCUCUCAACUUUGACAGCUACCUUGAUAACGCCGGGGAGCAGAAAAAUCGCCCCUCUAGCGGCGACGUCGAGAUUCCCAGGAGGGACGGCGCAGGCAAGGAGGUCGUGUACGAGAUCCACAAGACCAAAGACGCCGGCAAGACAUGCAAGGAGCGCUUCUCCUACUCGUCGUUUGACGCCGGCGCAACCGUUCUCAAGUCGAGCCCCGGCGCAAAGAACGCCAAGGCCAUCCUCGUCGAGAACAAGGACUCGUACAUGCUCCUCGAGUGCUCGGCCCCUCAAAAGUUCGUCAUCGUCGAGCUCAGCGAGGAAGUCCUCAUCGACACCGUCGUCAUUGCAAACUUUGAGUUCUUCUCCAGCAUGGUCCGCCUAUUCCGUGUCAGUGUUAGUGACCGCUAUCCCGUUAAGCCCGACAAGUGGAAGGAGCUCGGUUCUUUCGAGGCGAGGAACUCGCGAGAUAUCCAACCCUUCCUGGUGGAGAAUCCGCAGAUCUGGGCCAAGUAUGUCCGCAUCGAGUUCCUGACUCAGUAUGGCAACGAGUAUUAUUGCCCGGUGUCAUUGAUCCGUAUCCACGGUUCUCGAAUGCUUGAGUCGUGGUUACGUGAUGAUGAGAAUCAUGACGAUCAUGAAGAGCCUCAGCAGCUACCCAGUCCAGAGGAUGAAUCUGCAAAGCCCCAGGAGAUUGAGAAGCCUCAGGAAUCCAUCGUGCCAACAUCGACUGAAAAGAUGCCGUAUUGUGAAGUCGAGGACCCCACGAUGCUGUUCCUGGCCCCAUUGGUCUGCCCUGCCUCGUUCAACGCAACGACAGGAGUUCCCAGCCAGCCUGAUACCAGUUCUAUCGAGGGAAUUAGCGCAAGCUCUCAGAACGUAUCAACGGAGGAUAGGGAAAGGAGUGGUGCCUCGACACCUCACGUCCGUAGGGCCGAAUACCCAGCGACGGAAGAUGCCACAUCCUCGUCAUCUUCAUCAACCGCAUCCCCAAGCGCAACACCAGCCAUUUCACCAACCAGCCCUUCUUCCAUCUCUUCAUCGAGCGCCAGUACCGGCUCAAACUCGACAGCUCCAGCAACAAGCGCCAAGGCAGCUUCAACCUCAUCCACCUCGACCUCUAGUUCGGCCUCCACAUCCAUCGCAAAACCCUCACCAGCAAACACGGCCAACCCCAAAAACCGCACAACCGCCACGACAUCGAAUUCUCCCGCAUCCCCCACUGUCCAGGAAGGCUUUUUCAAAGCCAUCUCCAAGCGUCUUCACCAAGUCGAAUCCAACCUCACACUCUCCCUCAAGUAUGUCGAGGACCAGGCUCGCCAUAUGUCCGACACCCUCCACCGCACGGAGCAAAAGCAAAUCUCCAAAGCGACCCUAUUCCUGGACAACCUCAACCAGACUGUCCUUGCCGAACUGCGGUCCGUCCGGGAGCAGUACGACCAGAUAUGGCAGUCUACUGUCAUCGCACUGGAAAGCCAGCGCGAGCAGUCGAACCGCGAGAUCGUUGCUCUCAGCACCCGUCUGAACCUUCUCGCCGACGAGGUCGUCUUCCAGAAGCGCAUGGCCAUAGUGCAAGCUGUGCUUCUUCUGUCCUGCCUGCUGCUCGUCAUCUUCUCUCGGGGUGUAUCUCUCCCUUACCUUGCGCCCUUCAUGGACCAGGCCAGCUUGGCCUCGUAUGACGCCUCAGCUUCGUCACCAGGUCGUGUUCGCGCUCUGUAUGGGAAUUCAUACGAUACCGAUGGGGAAGAUCCGUCUCUGUUGACGCCUGGGUCGAAAAGAGGCUACAUGCCCCUGUCGUCAUCAGCUAGAGACGUGUCUUCUGCUGAUCUUCGUCGUCGCACUUCGUUCGUCGACGACUCUCGUCUUGAAUGUGAGCAGCUCUCGCCGCCUCCAACACCCGGGCCUGCUGAUGGUUAUACCUCCUCGACGGAUGCCCCUCUCUCAUCUCAUGAAUCCCAGCCUGCUGUCCUCAGGCGCUCCCCUGCCAUGCAUCCAAACAGCUCACGUAAACCCUUACCUGCUUUACCUGAGAAUCCCUCAUCCCCAUAA
Messenger RNA from Fusarium vanettenii 77-13-4, 2439 nucleotides. RefSeq lists its product as uncharacterized. Gene Ontology annotation, biological process: protein folding in endoplasmic reticulum. The record is from RefSeq and is a predicted model, not a curated record. The transcript has a single exon. The annotation marks the transcript as partial. Gene Ontology annotation, cellular component: cytoplasm; membrane. NCBI's taxonomy places the organism in Eukaryota, Fungi, Ascomycota, Sordariomycetes, Hypocreales, Nectriaceae.